Molecule: messenger RNA, 1155 nt
Organism: Dermatophagoides farinae (American house dust mite)
Lineage: Eukaryota; Metazoa; Arthropoda; Arachnida; Sarcoptiformes; Pyroglyphidae
Source: RefSeq, a predicted model, not a curated record
GUGCAAUGUUUAUUUAGACAUUUUUUUUCUGAUCAUUUGAUUAUUUGGCAAUAAAUUUUUUUUUUUUGAAAAAAAUUUCACCGUUACAUUAGUUCUAUAUAGCAAGGGAAUACGAAUCUAAACAGUAUGAUUUUCAUUGAAUUGAGCAAACUAUUCUGGUAAUGUUUUUGGGAAAUUCCAUUCGAACAGAAAACAAUCCAAUGUUCCAGGAAAUCGAUUAACACUGUCGUUUUUCGUUGUUGUUAUUGUCAUUAACUCAAUUUCAAAGAUGGGACGUGCCAAAACUAUACGUUUGGAUGUUAAAUUAAAAUUACUUCGUGAUCAUCAAAAUGGUGAUACGGCCGUCAUUCUUGCAGAGCGAUAUUCAAUGCAUCCAAAUACAGUGAUGCGUAUCAUCAAAAAUAAAAUUCAAUAUGAAUCAUUGUUGAAGAAAUCUUUAUCGUCUGAACAUGAUGAUAACCAUGGCCAAAAUAUUCUACCUGAAAUGAUACAAAAAGAUGUGGAACAAAAACCAGAAAUUAUGGAUAAUCAAACAUACCCGGUAAUAUUUCCAACUAGCUCUGACCAAUCUGAAUUACAUCAACCAAAACGUAAACGUAGGAAGUUGUUGAAAUCCAAUGAUUUAAAUCUUAAAGAAUCAAUGGCUCAAAACGGGGAAAAAUUGUCGUCCAUAUCUCGGCAAAAACAACAACGUUUUCAAGGUCGAAAUGGACGUAUAUCAUCUUGGAAUUCGGCUAAUGAAACACGACGAAUUAUGGCAUUCAAGCGAUUUUUAGAUUAUGUUGAUCGUAUUGAAGAGAUUGUUCUCACUCAUGAUCAUGAUUAUAAUCAAGCAUUCCAGUUUACUCGAGAUUUAAAUCAAGCAUCAUUACGAUAUCGAUUUCUGCUUUAUGAACUUGAAAAGAAGCAAUUGAUGCGACUUAAUCAAUGGCAAUCAUCAUCAAUUAACGGCCAUGGAAAACGUAUUAAUAACAACGAAGAUAUUUCGAAAGAAUUUUGCGAAUUGAUCCGUACGGGAAUCGGUCGGGCAUCCUAAAGACAAAAUAUCAUUUUACUCACUCGGAAUUCUGGUUAUCUAGUUUUAUGUGAAAAAUCGAAAUUUUGAUUUUUUAUGAAUAAUAAAAAUUUGUUUAAAAUUAGAAUUUUUUAAAAAAU